This is a messenger RNA of Clarias gariepinus (North African catfish), 3086 nucleotides long. RefSeq names its product YTH N6-methyladenosine RNA binding protein C1 (gene ythdc1). Lineage: Eukaryota; Metazoa; Chordata; Actinopteri; Siluriformes; Clariidae. Gene Ontology annotation, biological process: regulation of alternative mRNA splicing, via spliceosome; mRNA splicing, via spliceosome. The transcript has 17 exons. The coding region runs from base 201 to 2345 and encodes 714 amino acids. Gene Ontology annotation, molecular function: mRNA binding; N6-methyladenosine-containing RNA reader activity. Gene Ontology annotation, cellular component: nucleoplasm. The record is from RefSeq and is a predicted model, not a curated record.
AGGAAGUGUUCAGCCAUUUUAGACCGGAGCUCGCGCACGAACGAAAACACUGACCUGAGUGUCAGUCUGUUUUUUCCUUUUCCUUAUGUUUCGUUUAAUGUAGCUAACAUAAAAAAUAAAUAUACGGGGCAGUAAAGAGGAGACAAAACGAGGCGACUCAAAGUCUCCUUAAAAAAAAAAAGAACGAAAGACUGCUGAAGAUGGCCGACAGGCGAGACGACAAAGAUGGAGAGCUUAACGUUCUGGAAGAUAUUUUAACUGAUGCUCCAGAUCAAGAUGAUGAGCUUUACAACCCUGAAAGUGAACAUGACCUGAACGAAAAGAAAGGUUCAAAGCGAAAGAACGAGCGUGGAGACAGCCACGACACAAAGCGCCUACGAUCUUCUGGCCACUCCACAAGGCAGCCGGUUAAAAGGUCCCUAUCUUCCGGCAGAGCCAUUGGGAAAAAGAUGACCAGUCUGAGGGGCAGACAUCACCCUGAUGACUUUUAUGAAGACAGGAAAAACCACUCUGGCAGAGGCAGAGCGCCCAGGGCUGAUCUCUCCAAAGGGCACAGCAGAGAACACCAGAGGAGGAUCAAACCACUGAUGCCGGAGCUGAAUGAGAAGCUGAGGAGGACAAGUGAAGAGAGCGCAGGCCGUGUCAGUCGCUCCUCCAAAGAAGAUGAAGAAGAAGAAGUACGGUCGGAGGAGUACGCUUCCGAGCAGGAUACGGGAAGUUCCGCGGGCUCCUCUGAAGGCAACCGUUCUGACGCUGAGGAAGAGGAGGUGAUGGAGGAUGAGGACGAGGAAGGAGAGACGGGCCCGGAUGAUGAUGAGGAAGAGGAUGAGGAAGAGGAAGUUGAGGGGGAAGAAGGAGAAGAGGAAGACGAAGACUAUGAGUUGGAGGACGGCGACCAGCAGGAUGGAAACGAGCAGAACGAUUACGACACACGCAGCGAAGCCAGCGACUCUCAGUCAGAAUCCGUGUCCUUCUCUGAUGGCAAGUCGGUGUACUCUGGCUCAGGCUCCGAAGCCUCAGAUAAGGAAAGAAAAGAGAAGAAGCACGCUAGAGGGAUAUCACCAAUCGUUUUUGAUAGAAGUGGAAGCUCAGCUUCAGAAUCAUGCACAGGCUCGGAAAAGAAGCACGAAAAGCUGCCAUCGUCCGUCCGUGCAGUAAGUAAAGAUCAAACCAGCAAGCUGAAGUAUGUCCUCAGAGAAGCUAGAUACUUCCUGAUUAAGAGCAACAACCAUGAAAAUGUUUCUCUUGCUAAAGCAAAGGGGGUGUGGUCGACCCUGCCCGUGAACGAGAGGAAGUUGAACGCGGCAUUUCGCGCGGCUAGAAGUGUCAUACUUAUAUUUUCCGUCCGGGAGAGUGGGAAAUUUCAAGGUUUUGCUCGACUCUCGUCUGAAUCUCAUCACGGAGGUUCUCCUAUCCACUGGGUUCUGCCUGCGGGCAUGAACGCCAAGAUGCUUGGAGGAGUUUUUAAAAUCGACUGGAUUUGCAGGCGGGAGUUACCUUUUACAAAGUCAGCACACCUUACCAACUCCUGGAAUGAACACAAGCCUGUAAAGAUCGGACGUGAUGGACAGGAGAUCGAGACCAACUGUGGCCUGCAGCUGUGCAUGCUCUUCCCUCCAGACGAGAGCAUUGACUUGUAUCAGGUUAUUCAUAAAAUGCGCCACAAGAGGAGGACGCACUCGGAGCCUCGUUCCCGGGGCCGCCCCCCACACAGGGAGCCCGCCCCCCGAGACCUGGGAAGGCGUCGUCCAGAGGAAUAUGACAUGCACAACAGGAAGCGACCCAGGAUUGACUAUCCUCCCGAGUUCCAGCAGAGACCAGGUUUUAUGCAGGACCCACGCAAUCAACCUGUGGACAGGCGCUUCUCAGGUGUAAGGAGAGAUGUGUUCCUCAAUGGCUCUUACAAUGAUUACAUGAGAGAGUUCCAUCACAGCAUUGGACCUCCACCUCCAUGGCAAGGGAUGGCACCAUAUCCGGGUAUGGAUCAGCCUCCUCAUCAUCCCUAUUACCAACACCAUCCUCCCCCGCCCCAGACUCACCCACAGUACUCAGGUCAUCAUCCCAUGCCCCAUGAUGCCCGCUUUAGGGAGAAAAGGGUUGUUCGUUCCUUUUCCUCCAGUGUGCACGACUAUGACAUGCGCGUGGACGACUUCCUGAGGCGCACCCAGGCAGUGGUGAGCGGUCGCCGAAGCCGGCCCAGAGAACGCGAGCGUCAGAGAGAACGCGAACGACCACGAGAUGCACGGAGAGAGCGUGAGAGAGAGCGAGGCCGCGAGCGUGAUCGUGACAGAGACCGUAUCAGAGACCGUGACCGAGAGAAAGAACGAGGUCGCUAUCGCAGAUAAAACAAGGCAAUCGCUACAGCUUUUUUUUUUUUUUUGCCUUAGUUACUUAUAAAGGAUUCUCUAUUGAAAAUCCCUUUUACUUUCUGUCCAGACAAUACAACCCUUUAAGGUUUUGUUUUUCCCUUUGUAGAUAUUUUUUGCCCAUGUAUAACUCUAAUCUGUAUUUCAAGAAAGCUUUUGUUUCAAAGUAUUAUUUUUUAAUAUGUACAUUGUUUUACACGAGAUUGUUAGUAUCGUGCAUGCAGUGUUUUCUACUGUGACAACCAAACCCCCAUGUUUUUUUUUUUGUUUUUUUUUUUUUUUACGCACAGUUUGCCACACUGGCAGUUUCCUCCAGUCCCCUUACAUACCAUGUGUGUUUCUGUGUUUAAGUUUAGGACAAUUGUACAUCAUUCUCUCCUAAUCUGCUCUGUAACUGUCUCAGUGGAGGGGCUACGAUACUGCACACUUGUGUCUGUGAUAUCUGUAAUUGUACAUAGCUUCUGAAUGGACUGUUAAGCAGUGGAACAGACUGCAGCAAGGUCUUUUAUCUUAACAUACGGCUUUCUGUUCCAAAUGUUAUUGUUAUGAGUUUGUGGGUGAAAAAAAGCAAUACCACCUUAUUUUCUGUUUAAUCACUUAUGUAUACUGUAAAUUCCCUGAAAUGAAGGUCAGUAAAGCAACAUGCUAACUGUUUUUGUCAGAAAAGUUGUACCUUUUACUGAUAUCUUUUAUAUGAUUAAAAAGAAACACUGUGUUGUA